AUGCUCUGCUCAUCUCUGCUUAGUUACAUCUCCUAUCGCCAGUCCUACUCCCAUCAUCCCGCGAAGAAACCCAGAUAUGGGGGUGGUUCCAAUGGCUAUGCAGAACAUGGUUCGGAGGAGACGAGGGGUCUUAUGUCUGCGGACCCCUACGACAAUGAUGGCGAUGCCGUGAUAGAGAUGGACCUAUUGCCACCGCGCUGGAUCGACGUUCAAGAAGAAGUCGGAGAUGUUCUGAAGGAUAUCACAUUGAAGGCUGCGAGACUCGACAAACUCCAUGCGAAACACGUCCUACCUGGCUUCGAUGAUGAUUCGGUCAAACAACAAGAGGAGCGCGAAAUAGAGCAUCUGACAACGGAGAUCACUAGAGGCUUCCAAGAAUGUCAAAAGGCAAUCAAGCGCAUUGAAAUCAUGGUCAGAGAUGCUAAGCAAUCGGGGAAUCUCCAACAAGGCGACGAGACAAUGGCCAAGAAUAUUCAGGUGGCUUUGGCUUCUAGCGUUCAAGAAGUCAGUGCGACAUUCAGGAAGAAGCAAAGCAGCUAUUUGAACAGUAAGUUAUGGCUAUGGUUGUGCUACAGAGUCACUCUCUCAUCUUCGAUAGAACUCCGUUCCCUAGCAGGCUUCGAGUCUCCUAUUGGCCGCUCCUCAACUCCAGUACCACAAAACCCCUAUACCGAUCCCGCAUUGAUGGAGUCUGAUGCCGACAAACGAUUCAGUCAGUCUACAUUACAACAAACAGUUCAAAAGCGACAUAAGAACGACACAGUCAUCGCCCAACGAGAACAAGAGAUCAAUGAUAUCGCCAGAGGAAUUAUUGAGCUCGCAGAUAUCUUUCGUGAGCUACAAUCCAUGGUCAUCGAUCAAGGAACUAUGUUGGAUCGUAUCGACUAUAACGUUGAGCGAACGACUACCGAUGUGAAAGGAGCCGAGAAGGAACUCGUCGUUGCCACGAGCUACCAAAAGCGCACUACGAAACGAAAGAUUCUUCUACUUCUCGUUCUGCUGGUUGUUGGAAUGUUUGUUUUAUUACUCGUCAAACCUAAAAAGGGCUCUCAACCAGCAGCACCGCCUCCCACGCCGGCGCCACCCUGA
Exophiala bonariae is the source of this 1089-nucleotide messenger RNA. RefSeq lists its product as uncharacterized. Bases 1 to 1089 code for a protein of 362 amino acids. NCBI's taxonomy places the organism in Eukaryota, Fungi, Ascomycota, Eurotiomycetes, Chaetothyriales, Herpotrichiellaceae. The transcript has a single exon. Gene Ontology annotation, cellular component: membrane; SNARE complex; endomembrane system. Gene Ontology annotation, biological process: intracellular protein transport; vesicle fusion; vesicle-mediated transport. The record is from RefSeq and is a predicted model, not a curated record. Gene Ontology annotation, molecular function: SNAP receptor activity; SNARE binding.